This is a messenger RNA of Penicillium salamii, 753 nucleotides long. The record is from the annotation of a GenBank genome assembly. NCBI's taxonomy places the organism in Eukaryota, Fungi, Ascomycota, Eurotiomycetes, Eurotiales, Aspergillaceae.
AUGUCGCACGCGACGAAGCAGCUGAAGAAAGCUGCGCGUAUCAUCCUAAUUGGUGCACCCGGGGUAGGAAAAGGCACACAGUCCGAGCGGCUGCUAUCCCGCUUUCCGCAACUGGCCUCAAUCAGCUCGGGUGACCUGCUGAGAGAGAAUGUGCGCAGGCGAACACCUCUCGGCCUGGAGGCCGAGGCCACAAUGCAAUCUGGAAACCUCGUCCCCGAUUCCAUGAUUUUGAACCUGAUCUCCGAUGACAUGAAAACCAAGGGCUGGCUCCUCCAACCCAACUCUCCCACCCAAUCUUCAGCCUCGCCAUCCUCAGAACAAACACCAUCCGCUCCAUCAGUCGAUCCCACUGCCUCGUUCAUCCUGGACGGCUUUCCUCGAACCUCCUCACAGGCAACAAGCCUGGACAGCCUAGUCCCAGUCAACUUUGUCGUGCACCUCCUCACCCCGCCAUCGGUAAUUCUAGCCCGUAUCGCUUCGCGCUGGGUCCAUGAACCCUCGGGUCGUGUCUACAACACAGACUUUCACCCACCGAAGGUGCCAGGGAAAGACGAUGUGACCGGGGAGCCGUUGACACAGCGCGAAGACGACUCAAUUGACACUUGGAAGCAGCGUCUACGGAAGUUCGAAGAAACCAGCAAGUCUCUCUUGGAGCACUAUGAACGCCGGGGCUGCCUUUUCCGCGCAGAGGGCAAUAGCUCCGACGAGAUCACACCCGGAUUGUUCGCCGAGAUCGAACGCCGAUUCUGCUGA